Messenger RNA from Colletotrichum navitas, 1936 nucleotides. RefSeq names its product cytochrome P450. The record is from RefSeq and is a predicted model, not a curated record. The transcript is spliced from 3 exons. Bases 114 to 1715 code for a protein of 533 amino acids. Gene Ontology annotation, molecular function: oxidoreductase activity, acting on paired donors, with incorporation or reduction of molecular oxygen; heme binding; monooxygenase activity. Lineage: Eukaryota; Fungi; Ascomycota; Sordariomycetes; Glomerellales; Glomerellaceae.
AUCGUCUUUUAUCAUUAAAUCCAACGUCGGGCACUUUGACCGAUUUCCAGUGACAACUUAAUAGUGCUUAAUCGCACACCGGCCCGCCCACAAUAGGUGAAGGAAUUGGGAAUAUGGCGGGCAACGGCACCGCCCAAACCGGGGGCAUCUUGUCUUUCCUUGUCAGGGAUGUGCAGAAAUCGUCGUCCCUGUACGUCACCGCCGCGAUGCUAUUGGUUUUCGCAAUGUUGCUGCAUAGAUUCUCGUCGCCCGAAAUGGACGAACGAGAGCCACCGCGGAUGAAGCCCAGGAUUCCAAUCAUAGGACACCUCCUAGGGAUGAUCUGGCACCAGUCUGGCUAUUUCAAGACAUUAGAGAACCGCAACAUGGCAAUUGCCACUCUGCCGAUCUUGAACGGCAAGCUCUACGGCAUCUGGGACCCGACGCUGGUACAAGCCGUCUUCAAAAACCGGGACCUGUCCUUCGAACCGUAUGCCGUGGACUUCGCACAGAGAGAACUCGGUUUUAACAACGAGGUUCUCAAGCUCCUCCAGGAAAGCACUCUGGUGCCCGACAUGUUCGAGAGUAUCCACAAAUCCAUGGCCGCGGACCACCUGCACCGGAUGAACGCCAACGCGCUCGCAUACGUGUCUGACGUGCUGGAUGAUGUCUGCAAGGGUUCUGAAGCGUACGAGACAACGAGCCUGUUCACCUGGAUACGGGACUUGAUGACCAUGGCUACAGCGGAAGCCCUCUACGGCCCCUGUAAUCCGUUGAGAAUGGACGCGAGCUUGAUGGACGAUGUAUGGACCUUUGACACAGACUUGCCGAUCUUGAUGCUUGGAGUCGUGCCGUCAAUCACGGCGAAAAAAUGCUACAACGCGAGGGAGCGCCUCCAGGCAGCGUUGUCCGAUUAUUAUGGUAAUAAUAGGGACUACCACGAGGACGCAUCCCAAAUUGUCAAGGACCGCGCCGCAGUCCUACGGAAACACGGCAUGUCAGGGGAAGGCGUUGGUUUGUUUGAGAUUGCCUUGCUCCAUGUGGCGACAUCCAACACGAUCCCGACGUUAUUCUGGUUUAUGGCAUACAUAUUCAGCCGACCCGAGUUGGUGGCUCGCCUGAGAGAUGAGGUUCUGCCAGUGAUUCAUCACAGCGGCGGUGGCGAUGCCACUAUUGACAUAGAAACACUUGAUGAACGGUGCCCGCUGCUGGUCAGCUGCUAUCGCGAAUCUAUCCGGAUGUCCAGCAAGGGCAUGUGCAACCGAAAGGUCUUAGAAGAUACAACCCUAACUGAUGGAAAUGGCCGGUCAUAUGUCUUGAAGAAAGGCUGCAGCGUGCAGAUGUCAUCACAAGUCAUUCAUCUUCUGGAGAAGUCCUGGGGCCCGGACAGCUCGAGAUUUGUACCGGACAGGUUUAUGCCAAACAGCAGCAAGGCAGACGCAGAGUCAGAAAAGAUCAAGAGGGCAUCAUUCAUUGCGUUCGGCGGUGGGCGGCACUUGUGCCCGGGGCGCAAUUUUGCGUUUGCCGAAAACCUUGGAUUUGUGGUGUCGCUGUUGGCGGGAUUCGAAGUUUCGACCCUGGACGAGAAGAUGCAGCAAACGGACAGAGUUCCCGAACAAGGGGCUUGCUCAAUGACAAGUGCUGCUGUGAAGCCGGUGGAAAAUGGUGCGGGUUUCGGAGUUCGCGUCCGAAAGCGUGAAGGAUGGGAGAAUGUGAAGUGGCGAUACAUUAGCUGAAGAUUUGUGUAGCGUAGCGAACACCUGUUAUAGCGAAGGUGGCCAGACAACAUAUGUUGGAUGACGUAGAAAAAAGGGAGAAAAAAAAAGAAAGAAAGAAAAAGCGUCAAUAGAGUACUGCGUUCUUCAAGCCAGCAUUGAAUGACGCUGCGAGGUGAGGAUCGAGAUGAGAGCCAAUUUCAUUACCCGGAUAAACGAACACGGUGCUAACUCCCGCGAAG